Chanos chanos (milkfish) is the source of this 3425-nucleotide messenger RNA. It is a transcript of the gene trpa1a, whose product is annotated as transient receptor potential cation channel, subfamily A, member 1a. Gene Ontology annotation, molecular function: monoatomic ion channel activity; protein binding. NCBI's taxonomy places the organism in Eukaryota, Metazoa, Chordata, Actinopteri, Gonorynchiformes, Chanidae. Bases 1 to 3348 code for a protein of 1115 amino acids. Gene Ontology annotation, cellular component: transmembrane transporter complex; membrane. The record is from RefSeq and is a predicted model, not a curated record. Gene Ontology annotation, biological process: monoatomic ion transmembrane transport. The transcript has 27 exons.
AUGCACCUCUCAAGGACUAAAUCAGUGUACAGACAGGAGUCCAAUAUAGGAUAUGAAAAUGUAACUGAUGGAGACGAAACCAGUCAAGAGACUAAAAAUGUGUUUGAGUGGGCGAAGCAGGGUAACACCGUGGCACUGGAGAGGCAUUCAUGCUCCCUGGCAGCACGUGACAGCAUCGGUGCCAGUCCUCUGCACUACGCUGCAUGCAAAGGACACCUCCGCACCAUUAAACUGAUCGUGCAGGUUGCCGGGCAGCAAGAGAUGAAUGUCACCGAUGAGGAGGGGAACACUCCUCUACACUGGGCUGUCCAGAAGGACCAGAGAGGGAGCUGUUCGGUAUUGAUGACACUUGGAGCCAACCCAAACAUCUUGAACAAGUGCCUCCUUUCCCCCCUGCACCUGGCUGUCAGCCUGGGCCACAAUUCUUUAGUGGAGGAACUCCUUUCGCACAGCCAGACAAAUGCCAACCUGGAAGGGGAACUGGGGAACACUCCUCUUAUUUUAGCCUGUACUGUGGACAACCACGUAGCUGUCGAAACACUGUUUCAGCAUGGGGCAAAACUAUGUCGACAAAACAAGUUGGGGCAUUUUCCUAUUCAUGCCGCGGCUUUUGCUGGAGCAAAAAAAUCAAUGGAAGUGGUACUUAAAAGGGGUGAAGAGGUUUGCAUGUCGACCGAGUCUCAUAUAAACUAUGUGGACAAAACCUGCAGUAGCCCCCUCCAUCUGGCUGUGCGUGGAGGGAACCUUGAAGUCAUUAAAUUCUGCAUCGCUCAGGGAGCAAAGAUCGACCAGCAGCAGUGCGACAAGUCCACAGCCCUUCAUUUUGCAUGCACUCAAGGUGCCACUGAAGCGGUAAAAGUCAUGAUCUUGGCUUACGACCGAGUGCGUGACAUCAUCAACAUCACCGACGGAGCUUGUCAGACACCCCUGCAUAAGGCAACCAUUUUUGAUCACUGUGAACUGGCUGAAUAUCUCAUCUCUAUGGGAGCAGAUAUUGACUUUGUAGACUGUAAAGGUCACUCUCCUUUGCUUCUGGCUACAAGUUGUGGAGCCUGGAGAACAGUGAACCUGUUACUAUCUCACGGAGCUGAUUUGAAGAUAAAAGACAAGUCCGGCUGUAACUUCUUGCAUUUGGUGAUCCUUCAGCCCAGGGGUCUCAAAAACCUGCCAACAGAGGUGCUACAGCACGAGACCAUACGAGAACUCCUUAUGGACGAGGACCUUGAAGGCUGCACCCCUCUACACUACGCCUGCAGGCUGGGAAUUCCAGAAACAGUGAAAAACAUGCUAGGGCUGGAGGUGUCACUGGACCAGAAGUCCAAACAGAAGAAAUCUGCUCUACACUUUGCUGCAGAGUAUGGAAGGAUAAAUACUUGCCAAAGGCUGCUGGAGACGAUGACAGACACGAGACUCUUAAAUGACGGGGACGAGAAGGGCAUGACUCCCCUCCAUCUUGCCUCCCGUGGCGGUCACGUGAAAGUGGUGGAACUACUGCUCCGAAAAGGUGCUUUGUUCCACAGUGACUACAAAGGAUGGACUAGCUUACACCAUGCAGCAGCCGAAGGAUACACUCAGACAAUGGAUACUCUACUGGCAUCAAACAUCAAAUUACUGGACAAAACCGACGGAGACGGGAACACUGCCCUGCAUCUGGCUGCCAGAGAAGGGCACGUAGCAGCCGUGAAGCUACUGCUGCACAGGGGAGCCCAAUUCAUCCUCAACAAAAGCGACGCCUCCUUUCUGCAUGAAGCAGUGCACAAUGGCCAAAAGGAAGUGACCAACGCUGUGAUUGAGAGCGACAGGUGUGAAGAGGCCAUAACAACGUUUAAGUUCAAUUCAGCAAAACGCUGUACUGUUAUGGAUAUGAUAGAGUUACUCCCAGAGUCCUUUAAGUAUCUACUGGACACCUGUAUCAAAGAGUCAGAGGACGACGUGAGCUCUUGCAACUAUUCUAUUGAGUAUAACUUCAAAUGGCUUCAGCAUCCAUUGCAGAGUGUAAGGGGACCAAAGGAUGUCAAGGACAAUUACAAGCCACUGGCUGCGCUAAAUGCCAUGGUACAAUACAAUCGAAUUGAGCUGCUUACCCAUCCAGUCUGCAAGAAAUACCUGGAGAUGAAAUGGAAUGCGUAUGGGGUUAAGGCACACCUACUUAAUAUGAUUGUGUAUGCCUUGGGGGUGUAUCCGCUCACUUACCUCAUCGUGAAUUUGAGACCAACCCUAAAUAAAGAAAACAACGUGACUACCGUCCACAUGGCCACCAGGUCCCUGGAUCAGCAAUGCUACAUCAUAACAACCUGUAUGUUCCUGGUUCUUGCUAUGAAUAUGUAUGCAGUUGGAAAGGAGCUGAUGCAGAUGGUUCACCAGCGUCUGCACUACCUGCACGAUGUGUCUAACGUGCUGGACUGGUCGGCUGCCAUCUGCUCUCUGGUCUUUGUGGUGCCUUUGCUGAUGAAUCUGAAGAGCACUUGGCACUGGGAGGCCGGAGCUCUGGCCACCCUGUUCUCUUGGGUGAACCUCCUGCUCUACCUGCAGAGAUUUGAAAGGUUCGGGAUUUACGUGGUGAUGUUCCGAGAGAUCUGCAAGACCCUCCUGAGCAUCAUAGUGUUGUUCUUCUACCUGAUACUGGGAUUUACCUUGUCCUUCUACGCGUUGAUGAUAGAGCAGAGGAAUUUCAGCAAGGUCUUCCUGUCACUGAUGCAAACAUUUGUGAUGAUGGUUGGAGAGAUUAACUACCAGGAAAAUUUUCUGAAACCCUUUCUGGCCCGAGAGCUUCCUUUCCCUCACAUGUCGUACGCGAUCUUUGUUUGGUUUGUCUUACUGGUGCCCAUCCUCCUCAUGAACCUACUGAUUGGUUUGGCGGUUGGUGAUAUAGCAGAAGUCCAGACCAACGCUUCCUUGAAGCAGAUUGCAAUGCAGAUCGAGCUCCAUACUAACCUGGAAGAGAAGCUGCCAAAAUGGUUUAUGAAACGCGUUGACCAGGAGUCUAUCAAAGAGUAUCCAAAUAAAUGCUACAAGGGGAAGAGAAGAAUUUUCUGGUUCGGGAGCGCCGUGCAGAGGUCAAGAACGCGUCUCAGUCCCAUCGCUCAUCAGUCAACCCCACUGGAGCGAGAGCUCACCAAACAGAAAUGCAGAUUGAAAGAGAUAUCUGACUCCAUGGAGAAACAGCACAACCUGCUGAAGCUCAUUGUGCAGAAGAUGGAGAUCUGCUCAGAGGCAGAGGACCAUGACGGACCCCCAAUGUGUAGGGACUUCAGGGACAAACUUCUCUCUAAGAGCAAGUGGGGGCCCCUCCUGAGAGCCGUCACAGCCAGGAAAGUGAAGAAGCAACAGUCUGCGUUCAAGAUUUGAAACAGAAAGUAUGAAGUAGCUAUUGCUCAGUGGAUUUCAGUGAAGAGGGGAGUUGUUGCCACUGUUGCUAUGUCGAU